AUCUUCUUGUGAGUUCGUCUCUAAGUUUUCUCCUGCAAUUUGUGUUGAAUAUAUAUAUAUAUAUAUAUAUAUAUAUGCGUGUGUGUGUGCGUUAUACCUUUUGGUGCCUUCUGUUGUGUAGAUUAUCUAUCCUGGUUCAAUCAGCUUGUCUUGAGCACCUUAAUAUUUCUAUUAGUAAAAUACAGAUUUUGCAUUCAUGUGGAAACUUCUAAGUUAAGAUCAAUUAAUUUUUCAAAAUAGAGAGUCUUGGAGUAACUGGUAAAGUUAUGUCAACCCUUGGAAACAACCUCCUGCAGAAAUGCAAGCUGAUUAUCCUAGGUUUGGAGAUGGAAAGUAGUAUGAAGAACGAACUCUACUCAGACAUUUUGGAUAUGUCAAACCUUCAAUCGAGUCUUAGGUCGACGAUCAACACAGGAAACAAUGAUUCACAAGACAGCGAUUGGUGCGACUUAUGGAGUGAUGAUGGAGAUUUGUGUCAUGAUUCUACUGAUAAGUUGGAUAAAACAUCUGAAAUUGACAGGGAAUGGCAGAGGCGGCAUGACCAAUUCCAUACUAUUGGAUACCGUGAUGGUCUUAUGGCAGGGAAAGAAGCUUCAGCUCAAGAAGGUUUUAAUGUUGGUUUUAGGGACUCUGUAUAUGUUGGAUACAACUGGGGUCUUGUCAGAGGUAUCACUAGUGUUUUCGCCUCUCUUCCUGACGGCUUAAAAGAAAGAAUGGUUGAUACAAAGGAAAUCCAGAAUAAGUUCCAGCACUUACAUGAGUCUCUGCAAUCUCGUUCAACAGUGGAAAUGCUUAAGGUGUUCCAUGAUAGUCUGUCAAAGAAAUCGGAAGAGAGCGUUGAAAAUGACAACUCUAGCUCCUGCUUGGCAGAUUCCAAUGACCUCAGCUCCAAUGACAAUCUUCUUGAGAAUUACCAGAAAGAGCUACAAUCACUUAUUGAUGAGUCAGGCCUCAAAUUGCACUUAGAUACAAAGGAGUAGCUUUUUCUUUUCUAGCUUUACUCGCUGAAGUCACUUUCACUUUCUUGAGAAGUGAUAUUUUUCAUCACAAUUCAUGAAAUUGCAUUCAGAAAGAGAAGAAAAUAGUAUAAUUUUCAUCACAAUCCAUGAAAUUGCAUUCAGAAAGACAAGAAAAUAGUAUACUUGAAUGCAUAGUUUGUACAUAGAAUAUUUCUAUUAUCCACCAUUGUAUGUGCGGUUUAAGUUACAAAUGUGUUGUAUUCUGAAGAAUAUUUCUAUUAUCCAACAUUGUAUGUGCAGUUUAAGUUACAAAUGUGUUGUAUUCUGAAGAGAAAUUACAGUUUGCGCUUUGUCUCAA
Molecule: messenger RNA, 1317 nt
Organism: Capsicum annuum
Lineage: Eukaryota; Viridiplantae; Streptophyta; Magnoliopsida; Solanales; Solanaceae
Product: protein YAE1
Exons: 5
Coding region: 267-980 (237 amino acids)
Source: RefSeq, a predicted model, not a curated record